This is a messenger RNA of Xenia sp. Carnegie-2017, 738 nucleotides long. Its product is annotated as transmembrane protein 72-like. The coding region runs from base 221 to 613 and encodes 130 amino acids. The record is from RefSeq and is a predicted model, not a curated record. The transcript has 4 exons. Lineage: Eukaryota; Metazoa; Cnidaria; Anthozoa; Malacalcyonacea; Xeniidae.
CAUAAGCGAUACAUUAUUCCUUCAUCAUUAUAAGAAAUGUCAGUUUGCAAAUCUUUCAAUAACAGCGCAAGAAUUGUCUAAUUAGAGCUGAAAACGUUUAUUAGUUCAAGCUUAAAUCCGGACUAAAGACUUGAAAUGCGUGAACAAAGAACUUACGGAUACGAUAACUUGGACAAACGAACAACCAACUGUUUUUGUCGAAACUGGAAUGUAAUCGCAAAUGUCGUUGGUUUUAUGCACAAUCGGAAUUUGGGGUUUGGGUCUCACUAUCAUUAAUAACCAUGAGGACAUUGGAGUUUAUUUGAUAUUAUGUGCUGUUGCAAUGACGAUUCUUGAAAUGAGCCUCAUUAUACAAAAAUUGCUUUCUACAUGCUUAAGCGAAGAAUCUCUAAUCCAACAAUGUUGGACCUUUGUUGUGGCUACAGAUACUUGGAAACGUGCCCUGUUGUACAUUGGUUUGUCUGUAGUGUGUUUCAUCUAUGUUAAGAAAGGUUGGCAAAUUCCUUUGGCAGGAGCUCUUAUGGACCUUUCAGGUCUAUUUUAUUUUGUGAAAACAUACAAUGGAAAACAAAAGAUUAAACCAUACAGAUAUAAACAAUUAUCAGUAACAUAAAUUGUCAAACCACAUUCAGCGACAAAAGAACAUUUAUACUUACUCUCAUGCAAUACAUGUCUCUCGUUAAUUAUGCAAACCAGCAAUAUUUAUUAUUUCACUUAAAAUAAAAUGGUGAAUGUUAA